This is a messenger RNA of Neltuma alba, 1873 nucleotides long. RefSeq names its product probable protein phosphatase 2C 22. The transcript is spliced from 4 exons. Lineage: Eukaryota; Viridiplantae; Streptophyta; Magnoliopsida; Fabales; Fabaceae. Bases 451 to 1587 code for a protein of 378 amino acids. The record is from RefSeq and is a predicted model, not a curated record. Gene Ontology annotation, biological process: protein dephosphorylation. Gene Ontology annotation, molecular function: cation binding; protein serine/threonine phosphatase activity.
AAUUUUCCGUCACGUGUAACCCUACCGACUCUCCUUGCGAAUCGCCUAUAUUCUUUCCACCUCUCGGUGGUAGCUCACCGCCCAGUCGCAACGAUUUCUUCGCCUGUCGUAUCCAAGCCCUGAUUCUUGCUACCUCGCCGCAUUCUGAAAGCAACUUUGUUGGGCCACUUCUCUCCCGGAAAUCUCCGCUGCCAACAUAUAGUUUCGGCUUCUUAUCCCGCUACCCCAUUUUCAUAUAAAAAACCCUAAAUUUUCGCUUUUUGCACGUCGGUUUUUGGCUGUGCAACUGCUCCGUAGUUCGCCUUUAAGUGGGCAUACCUGCGUUCGAUUCGCAACUGAGUCAACCUAGAAAGUCAGUCAUUGGAUCGAUGAAUUGUUGGAAUCUCUGUUCCUAGCAUUGAAAGGUGAGAUUUGGUGGUUUGUGGUGCGGGGAUCUUAUGGUUGACAACAAUGGAGGAGAAUGAACAGCAUAAAAGUAGUGAACUCAGGAGUUCCGGCGAGAGUCGUCCUCCGAAUCCGUUCGCUGCUGAAUACCGACAAUGCCCCAAUACCGACCGUGGGGCGGCACCAAGUAGGAGGUCCCUUGUUCGGCAUCCUUCUCUUAUGAAGACAAAGGUGUCUGAAGUAUCUGCUGAGCCAGAACCUGUUAUUGAAGAUUGCAAGUCUGAGUUCCUACCAAACCUUCGUUCUGGAGGAUGUGGUGAUAUUGGGUUCCGUUCAAGCAUGGAAGACGUGUAUUUGUGCGUGGACAACUUUUUGCCGAAUUAUGGACCCAAUAACCGCAUAGAUGGACCCAGUGCAUUUUAUGGGGUAUUCGAUGGACAUGGUGGCAAGCAUGCUGCUGACUUUGCUUGUCAUCAUUUGCCGAAGUUCAUUGGUGAGGAUGAAAGCUUUCCAAGUGAUAUUGAAAGGAUUGUUGCGUCAGCAUUUUUGCAGACAGACAAUGCCUUUGCUGAGGCCUGCUCUCUUGAUGCUGACCUUGCCUCUGGCACCACUGCUCUGGCUGCUCUUGUCAUUGGAAGGUUGCUGUUGGUGGCAAAUGCGGGAGAUUGUCGAGCAGUGCUGUGUCGCCGUGGAAAAGCUAUUGAAAUGUCAAGGGAUCACAAACCGACACAUAGCAAAGAGUUGAAGCGCAUCAAGGCAUCGGGGGGUUAUGUGUAUGAUGGGUAUCUCAACGGACAGCUCAAUGUGGCACGCGCUCUGGGUGAUUGGCACAUAAAAGGAAUGAAAGUCAGUGAUGGCGGACCUCUCAGUGCAGAGCCUGAACUAAUGACCACAAAUCUGACUGAAGAGGAUGAAUUUCUCAUCAUGGGCUGUGAUGGGAUUUGGGAUGUUUUCAGGAGCCAAAAUGCUGUGGAUUUUGCCAGGCGAAGGCUUCAGGAGCAUAAUGAUCCAGCCAGGUGUAGUAAGGAUUUGGUUGAUGAGGCUUUGAAGAGAAAGAGUGGGGACAAUCUAGCAGUGGUUGUGGUUUGCUUUCAGCAGCAGCCUCCAGCUAACUUGGUGGCACCGCGCUCCAGAGUGCAGAGGAGCUUCUCUGCUGAAGGCUUGAGAGAGUUGCAAAGCCUCCUGGAUAGUUUUGGUAACUGAUUUGGUGCAAGUCCUUUCUUCUUCCUUGGAUUUCCUUUGUACCUCAUAAGAUUCAUCUGUAGGAUUAGACCGAGAGAACCUUAACUGUAACAUAGGCGGCAUCCAGUCCACAUUUAUUUAGUCUUGUUAUUUUGGUGUUUGACAGUGAAAUUUUUGGCAUUGGGUACUUUUUUUUUUUUGCCUCGUCUCCAAAGGCCUGUCGAGAAUAACAUGUGCCAACAAAAUCCCUAGUGCUAUGAUUCCUUACUGAUUUGAAUAUGGGCAAUGCAUGUAUGUGCUUUCGUUA